AUGUAUGGUGCCAAUACAAUUGUAGUAGACGCACUUGGUCCAGAUACAAUUGGAGCAGAUACAACUGAUCCAACUGAAGCCGGUACAAUUAGUCCAUAUACAAUUGGAGCAGAUAGGUGUGACCCAAAUACAAUUGGAGGAGUUACGAUUGGUCCAGUUACUAUUGAAGCAGAUACAAUUGGUCCUGAUAAAAACGGAGCAGAUGCAGUUGGUCCAGAUACAAUAGAAGAUGCAUACUGUCCAGUCUUAAUUGGAGCAGAUACGUAUGUUUCAGAUACAAUUGAAUUAGAUGCACUUGAUCCAAAUUUAAUUGGAGCAUAUACAAUUGGUCCAUAUACAAUGGAGCAGAUGAUUUACCCCGGAUACAAGAGAAGAAGCAUCAAUCCAGUCAGAAUUGGAGCGGAUUCAAUUGGUCCAAAUACAAUUAGAGAAGAUGAAAUUGGUCCAGAUGAUAAUUUAAGCAGAUACGUAUGGUCCAGAUACAAUGAAGCAGAUACAAAUGGUCCAUAUACACUUGGAGCAGGAACGUACGGUCCAGAUAAGAAUGGAGCAAACACAAUCGAUCCAGAUACAAACGAAGGAGAUACAUCUAGUUCUGAUACAAUUGCAGCAGAGAAAAGAUGUCCGGAUACAUUUGGUAGACAUAUAGUUGAAACAGAUACGUAUGGUCCAGAUACAAACGGUCCAAUUGAAGAUACGGUCGGUCCAGAUCCAAUUGAAGCCGGUACAAUUGGUCCAUAUUUAGUUGGAGCAAAUACGUAUGAUCCUAAUACAAUUGGAGGAGUUACGAUUGGUCCAGUUACUAUUGAAGCAGAUACAAUUGGUCCGGAUAAAAACGGCGCAGAUGCAGUUCGUCAAGACACAACUGGAGCAGACACAAAAUAUCCGUAUACAAAUGAAGCAGAUACAUUUAGCCCAAAUAUAAUAGAAGAUACAUUCUUUCCAGUCACAAUUGGAGCAGAUACGUAUGUUUCAGAUCCAAUUGAAGCCGGUACAAUUGGUCCAUAUACAGUUGGAGCAGAUACGUAUGACCCAAAUACAAUUGGAGGAGUUACGAUUGGUCCAGUUACUAUUGAAGCAGAUACAAUUGGUCCGGAUAAAAACGGAGCAGAUGCAGUUCGUCAAGACACAACUGGAGCAGACACAAAAUAUCCAUAUACAAAUGAAGCAGAUACAUUUAGCCCAGAUAUAAUAGAAGAUACAUUCUGUCCAGUCACAAAUGGAGCAGAUACAUAUGUUUCAGAUACAAUUGGAGUAGAUACAGUUGGUCCAUAUACAAUGGAGCAGAUAAUUUAUCCCAGAUACAAGAGAAGAUGCAUCAAUCCAGUCGCAAUUGGAGCCGAGCUGUUGUUGUCGGAAGGUUCACCGGUCAAGGAGGAAUAUGUGGGUGUUACAUUGGAAAUAGAAGAGGGAGUGGAAGGGGGUUCAAAUCUUAUUUGGGAGUGGAGAGGUUGA
This is a messenger RNA of Symsagittifera roscoffensis, 1455 nucleotides long. RefSeq lists its product as uncharacterized. Bases 1 to 1455 code for a protein of 484 amino acids. Lineage: Eukaryota; Metazoa; Xenacoelomorpha; Acoela; Convolutidae. The transcript is spliced from 5 exons. The record is from RefSeq and is a predicted model, not a curated record.